Molecule: messenger RNA, 252 nt
Organism: Yamadazyma tenuis ATCC 10573
Lineage: Eukaryota; Fungi; Ascomycota; Pichiomycetes; Serinales; Debaryomycetaceae
Source: RefSeq, a predicted model, not a curated record
AUGUCCUAUCCCGAUUAUAUCGAUGGAGAACCACCAGUGGUGGGUAUGAUACAAUACGACCAAGCGGCCUGGGCCGGCACCACGAGUAUCGACAGGCAGGACGGCGUUUACGUGAUCGUGGAGACGGCAGAACCAACCAAAAUAGUGGCAAAAGUGGACCCCAAAGACACCUUGAUGUUGGAUAUGAUCUUUCAAGAUGCCCACAAAGAGUACGCCAAGCAGAUCAACGACAAAAACGUACAAACGAAAUAG